UUACGGUCUAAGGUCCGUCUUCUGACUCUCUCAUCAGACUCUCCCACCUGUGUUCCCAUUUUCCUCCACUUUCUCCCCCUUUUUUUCCCAAUUCUCCCGAGAAUUUUAUCAAUCCUAAACACCUUUGAUUCGAUCUUCAUUUUUCGGUUAUUUAUAAUCAAAUGCGUAAUUAGAUAACGACAUAACUGUAAUUAUGGAGAACGGAAUAGUGGAGAACGGAGUUUGCUCAAAAGAAUCAGUGAAUGGGAGUCGCGAUGUGUGGAGUUGUGAGGAUUCAGAUUCUUCUUCUGCUGAUCAUCUCGUAGUUAUGGUCCAUGGUAUUCUCGGAAGUGCUACUGAUUGGAAAUUUGGAGCAGAGCAGUUUGUUAAAAGGCUGCCUGAUAAAGUGUUUGUUCAUUGUAGUGAACGAAAUAUGUCUAGACUGACUCUGGAUGGUGUGGAUGUGAUGGGUCAGCGGUUGACACAAGAGGUCCUUGAAGUUAUACAAAGAAAGCCAAAUUUGUGUAAAAUCUCUUUUGUUGCUCAUUCUGUUGGAGGUUUAGUAGCAAGAUAUGCAGUUGGUAAACUAUAUAAACCUCCUAGGAUUGAAAAUGUUGACAAUCCAUCAGCUGAUACGUGUGAAAAGAAUUCAUGUGGCACAAUAGGUGGCCUGGAGGCUAUGAAUUUCAUCACUGUUGCUACCCCACAUCUUGGUUCUAGGGGUAAUAAGCAGGUACCUUUUCUCUUUGGUGUAAGUGCCUUUGAGAAAGUUGCAAAUGCUGUUAUUCAUUUGAUUUUUGGGAGAACAGGUCGGCAUCUUUUUCUAAAUGAUAAUGAUGAGGGAAAGCCUCCAUUGCUAAGAUGCAUGAUAGAAGAUGAUGGUGAAAACUAUUUCAUGUCUGCACUGUGCACUUUCAAACGGCGGGUGGCUUAUUCAAACGUGGGCUAUGACCAUAUCGUUGGCUGGAGAACAUCAUCAAUAAGACGUGAUAGUGAAUUGCCAAAUUGGGAAGAUUCACUUAAUGAGAAAUAUCCACACAUUGUAAAUGAAGAACACUGCAAGGCAUGUGAUGCAGAACCUAAUUCAGUGGAAGAUUCUGGUGACAAGCUAGAGGAGGAACUGGUGACAGGCCUAUCUCGAGUUUCAUGGGAAAAAGUAGAUGUUAGCUUUCACAGCAGCAGACAGAGGUUUGCUGCUCAUAGUGUUAUACAGGUGAAGGAUGAAGUCAUGCAUGUUGAAGGUGCAGAUGUCAUACAUCAUAUGAUCGAUCAUUUUCUUACUUAGAAGUCAUUUACGCUCAGAAUUAACACAUACAAGCCAGUGGUAGAAGGUUCGCCUAGGUGAAUAUGUCGUGAAUCUAGGAGUGGACCAGUUGCAUAAUAUGCGAUUAAAUUCAGUCACAAGAAAUUUUAUUUAUUUAUCAACUAUUAUUUUGUACAUGUUUACAAUAUUUGUUUAUCGAUUGAUUAAACUAUGUAUACAAAUAAUAUGUAAAAUUUUAUAUACAAGUAACAAUGUAUGAUUAUAUAAUUGAGUGUC
Messenger RNA from Mangifera indica (mango), 1519 nucleotides. Its product is annotated as lipid droplet phospholipase 1-like. The transcript has 11 exons. The coding region runs from base 194 to 1264 and encodes 356 amino acids. The record is from RefSeq and is a predicted model, not a curated record. Lineage: Eukaryota; Viridiplantae; Streptophyta; Magnoliopsida; Sapindales; Anacardiaceae.